AUGGGAAGGUCUUCAGAGUGGUCCAAGAGAACUGCUGGGAUCCAGAAGUUCGUAUUAGAGAAAUGGAUCAAAAAGGCCAAACCUCAAGACACUUUGGAUCUAUGCCAACUUUUAAACAACAACAUAGCUGCCACUGUUGCCAGCCACCCCAGGAGGUUUGUGGGUCUGGGGACAUUACCCAUGCAGGCUCCAGAGCUGGCCAUCAAGGAGAUGGAGCGCUGUGUGCAGGAGCUGGGGUUUCCAGGGGUCCAAAUUGGCUCCCACAUCAAUAAGUGGAACCUGAAUGAGCAGGAACUCUUCCCGGUCUAUGCAGCAGCUGAACGGCUGAACUGCUCCCUGUUUGUGCACCCUUGGGACAUGCAGAUGGAUGGACGGAUGGCUAAAUAUUGGCUUCCUUGGCUCGUAGGAAUGCCAGCAGAGACCACCAUGGCUGUUUGCUCCAUGAUCAUGGGUGGGGUGUUUGAGAAGUUUCCUAAACUGAAAGUGUGCUUUGCACAUGGAGGUGGUGCUUUCCCUUUCACAGUGGGAAGAAUUUCCCACGGAUUCAACAUGCGUCCAGAUCUGUGUGCCCUGGACAAUCCAAUUGACCCGAGGAAAUAUCUAGGCUCCUUUUACACAGAUUCCUUGGUUCAUGAUCCUCGGUCCCUCAAGCUGUUAGUAGAUGUCAUGGGAAAGGAUAAAGUUAUUUUGGGAACUGACUACCCCUUUCCACUAGGUGAACUAGAACCUGGGAAAUUAAUAGAGUCCAUUGAAGAAUUUGAUGAAGAAACAAAGGAUAAACUCAAAGCUGAUAAUGCCCUGGCAUUUUUGGAUCUUGAGAGAAAACAAUUUGAAUGACUGAAUUCACUACAAAAACAAACUUUCAAGAAGAUAUUUCACAUUUGUUUUUUAAAUAUGUAUCACAUAUGCAUUACUAAAAUCCUAUUUUGAAUUAUUUAACCUAGAAAUAGAAUAUCCCAAAUACUCUAAAUUAUUCAUAACAAAAAUGAUUCACAAGUGCUUUCAUUCUGAAAAGCAGUACAUUAUCUCACAUGAAAAUCAGAAGUUAUUUUUCCAAUGCCUUUUUUUUUCUUUUUUGUGAUGCUGGGGAUUGAACUCAGGGCCUUGUGCAAGCAAGGCAAGCACUCUGCCAACUAAGUUAUAUCCCCAGCCCUCCAAUGCCUUUUUAAUUAAUUUGGAAGAGAUCAAAAAUAAACGUCAUUAAUUAUUUAUACAGAGAAAGAUUAACACCAGAUUUAUUUUAGAGGGCUCAGGUGGGGUCUUCAUUUUGAUCAAGGAUAUGUAAAUUGGGCCCAAAUAACCUGUUUUAUUCACUUCUUAACACUUUUCACUAGCCCAUAAUUUGGCUGGGAAUGCUUUAGCCUCCACAAAAUAACUGAUGUUCAUACAGGUUAUUCAAGCCAUCAAAGAGCUUACAGCCCAAUUAAAGAAGCAAAGUACAUGUUCAUGGAAUAAUUACUGAGCAAUGCAACAUGAAGGUCAAAAAGAUUUCAGUAAAAGUAAUUCAUUUUGGUCUUAAAUGGUUAGGUAAAUCUUCAUAGAAGUUGGAAUUUAGAUUGAAUGUAGCAGGAUGGAUACAGCUUAUUUUAGGGUUACAGGAUAGGAAACAGGUAGAAAAGCAAACUGCAGGAAUAUAGAUGUGAUUCCAGACCAGAUGAAACUUAUCUAUUCUGGAGAAAAGUUCCAGUCUAUAAAUUUACCAGAAGUUCUUUUAAUACCCCUGUCCCAAGGACUGGGGAUUGAACUCAGGACCCCACACAUGCUAGGCAAGCACUCACUCUAUCAUGGAGCUACACUUCU
Messenger RNA from Ictidomys tridecemlineatus (thirteen-lined ground squirrel), 1800 nucleotides. The record is from RefSeq and is a predicted model, not a curated record. NCBI's taxonomy places the organism in Eukaryota, Metazoa, Chordata, Mammalia, Rodentia, Sciuridae.